Messenger RNA from Echinops telfairi (small Madagascar hedgehog), 5660 nucleotides. It is a transcript of the gene GRIA2, whose product is annotated as glutamate ionotropic receptor AMPA type subunit 2. Bases 357 to 3203 code for a protein of 948 amino acids. Gene Ontology annotation, biological process: synaptic transmission, glutamatergic; monoatomic ion transport; modulation of chemical synaptic transmission. Gene Ontology annotation, molecular function: transmitter-gated monoatomic ion channel activity involved in regulation of postsynaptic membrane potential; AMPA glutamate receptor activity. The record is from RefSeq and is a predicted model, not a curated record. The transcript is spliced from 17 exons. Gene Ontology annotation, cellular component: plasma membrane; postsynaptic membrane; AMPA glutamate receptor complex. NCBI's taxonomy places the organism in Eukaryota, Metazoa, Chordata, Mammalia, Afrosoricida, Tenrecidae.
GGCGCGCGCGCGUGUGUGUGAGAGAGAGGAGAGGAGGAGAGCGCGAUCGAGAGUGAGUGUGUGAGAGUGCAUGCGAAGGUGCUGAACAUCCGGAGUCACUGGGACCACAGCAGCCACGCGGCUGACAACUGCAUCCAGCCAGUCCUCCGGACUCCAGCGGCCGCAGCCACUAGCAGGACCUGGGAAAUAAGGCUUAUUCUGCCUCUGCCCAAGGCUUUUAUAAGCAGCUUGGUGCUAAAUUGUUUCCUCAAAAUGCAGAGGAUCUAAUUUGCUGAGGAAAACAGCCAAAGAAGGAAGAGGAGGAGAAGAAAAAAAGAAAAAGGGGGUAUUUUGUGGAUGCUCUACUUUUCUUGGAAAUGCAAAAGAUUAUGCAUAUUUCUGUCCUCCUUUCUCCUGUUUUUUGGGGACUGAUUUUUGGUGUCUCUUCAAACAGCAUACAGAUAGGGGGGCUCUUUCCAAGGGGCGCAGAUCAGGAAUACAGUGCAUUUCGGGUAGGGAUGGUUCAGUUUUCCACUUCGGAGUUCCGGCUGACACCUCACAUCGACAAUUUGGAGGUAGCAAACAGCUUCGCAGUCACCAAUGCUUUCUGCUCCCAGUUUUCAAGAGGUGUCUAUGCCAUCUUUGGCUUUUACGACAAGAAGUCUGUCAAUACCAUCACAUCGUUCUGCGGGACCCUCCAUGUCUCCUUCAUCACGCCCAGCUUCCCAACCGAUGGCACACAUCCAUUCGUCAUUCAGAUGAGGCCUGACCUCAAGGGAGCACUUCUUAGCCUGAUUGAGUACUAUCAAUGGGAUAAGUUCGCAUAUCUUUACGACAGUGACAGAGGCCUAUCCACGCUGCAAGCUGUGCUGGAUUCUGCUGCAGAGAAAAAAUGGCAAGUGACGGCUAUCAACGUGGGCAACAUUAACAACGACAAGAAAGACGAGACCUACCGAUCGCUUUUUCAAGAUCUGGAGUUAAAAAAAGAACGGCGUGUAAUCCUGGACUGCGAACAGGAUAAAGUCAACGACAUUGUGGACCAGGUUAUCACCAUUGGAAAACAUGUUAAAGGGUAUCAUUACAUCAUUGCAAAUCUGGGAUUUACGGAUGGAGACUUGUUAAAAAUUCAGUUUGGAGGAGCAAAUGUCUCUGGGUUUCAGAUCGUGGACUAUGAUGAUUCCUUGGUAUCUAAAUUUAUAGAAAGAUGGUCAACCCUGGAAGAAAAGGAAUACCCUGGCGCACAUACAACGACAAUUAAGUAUACGUCUGCUUUGACCUAUGAUGCAGUGCAAGUCAUGACUGAAGCUUUCCGAAAUCUUCGGAAACAGAGGAUUGAAAUCUCCCGAAGGGGGAAUGCUGGCGACUGUCUGGCAAACCCAGCCGUGCCCUGGGGACAAGGUGUAGAGAUAGAAAGGGCUCUGAAGCAGGUUCAAGUUGAAGGACUCUCCGGAAAUAUAAAGUUUGACCAGAACGGAAAACGAAUAAACUAUACAAUUAACAUCAUGGAGUUGAAAACGAAUGGGCCCCGGAAGAUUGGAUACUGGAGUGAAGUUGACAAAAUGGUUGUUACCCUCACGGAACUCCCUUCUGGAAACGACACGUCCGGGCUUGAGAAUAAGACAGUUGUUGUCACGACAAUUUUGGAAUCCCCAUACGUUAUGAUGAAGAAAAAUCAUGAAAUGCUUGAAGGCAACGAGCGCUAUGAGGGCUACUGUGUUGACUUGGCCGCAGAAAUCGCCAAACAUUGUGGGUUCAAGUACAAGUUGACAAUUGUUGGGGAUGGCAAGUAUGGGGCCAGGGACGCAGACACAAAAAUUUGGAAUGGGAUGGUUGGAGAACUAGUCUAUGGGAAAGCUGAUAUAGCAAUUGCACCAUUAACGAUUACCCUUGUGAGAGAAGAGGUGAUCGACUUCUCAAAGCCCUUUAUGAGCCUCGGGAUAUCUAUCAUGAUCAAGAAGCCUCAGAAGUCCAAACCAGGAGUGUUUUCCUUUCUUGAUCCUUUAGCCUAUGAGAUCUGGAUGUGCAUUGUUUUUGCCUACAUUGGGGUCAGUGUAGUUUUAUUCCUGGUGAGCAGAUUUAGCCCCUACGAGUGGCACACUGAGGAGUUUGAAGAUGGACGAGAAACACAAAGUAGUGAAUCAACUAAUGAAUUUGGGAUUUUUAAUAGUCUCUGGUUUUCCUUGGGUGCCUUUAUGCAGCAAGGAUGCGAUAUUUCGCCAAGAUCCCUCUCUGGGCGCAUUGUUGGCGGUGUGUGGUGGUUCUUUACCCUGAUCAUAAUCUCAUCCUACACGGCUAACUUAGCUGCCUUCCUGACCGUAGAGAGGAUGGUGUCUCCCAUCGAAAGUGCUGAAGACCUUUCUAAGCAAACAGAAAUUGCUUAUGGAACAUUAGACUCUGGCUCCACAAAAGAGUUUUUUAGGAGAUCUAAAAUCGCAGUGUUUGAUAAAAUGUGGACCUACAUGAGAAGCGCAGAACCCUCUGUGUUUGUGAGGACUACAGCCGAAGGGGUGGCCAGAGUGCGGAAAUCCAAAGGGAAAUACGCCUACUUGCUGGAGUCCACCAUGAAUGAGUACAUUGAGCAAAGGAAGCCGUGUGACACCAUGAAAGUUGGUGGAAACCUGGACUCCAAAGGCUAUGGAAUUGCAACACCUAAAGGAUCCUCAUUAAGAAAUGCGGUUAACCUCGCAGUACUAAAACUGAAUGAGCAAGGCGUCUUAGACAAGCUGAAAAACAAAUGGUGGUACGACAAAGGAGAGUGCGGCAGCGGGGGAGGUGACUCCAAGGUCAGCCCCAGGGAGCAAAGUGAUGGAACCCCAGUAAAUCUUGCAGUACUGAAACUCAGUGAGCAAGGCGUCUUAGACAAGCUGAAAAACAAAUGGUGGUACGAUAAAGGGGAAUGUGGAGCCAAGGACUCUGGAAGUAAGGAAAAGACCAGUGCCCUCAGUCUGAGCAACGUGGCUGGAGUGUUCUACAUCCUUGUCGGGGGCCUUGGUUUGGCAAUGCUGGUGGCUUUGAUUGAAUUCUGUUACAAAUCGAGGGCCGAGGCGAAACGAAUGAAGAUGACCUUGAGUGAUGCCAUGAGGAACAAGGCAAGGCUGUCAAUUACAGGAAGUGCUGGAGAAAAUGGACGUGUUAUGACUCCAGACUUUCCAAAAGCAGUGCAUGCUGUCCCUUACGUGAGUCCUGGCAUGGGAAUGAAUGUCAGUGUGACUGGUAUCUCGUGAUUGAUCAGAACCUUUUGAGUGCCUUACACAAUGGGUUUCCUGUGUGUUUCUUGUCAAAGUGGUAAAAGGCAUCGAGUAUCUCGAAGACUAUUCUUUCAGCCAAGAAUUCUUAACUCUGUGGAGUUCAUCUUGAAUCGUAAGGAAUGUCUAAUUAAAAGUACCACACGAUUUUCUACUCGAGUUCCCCAUGAAGCUUGGUGGACAUGCACCGUGAAACUGGAAGUACUCUCAUUUAAACGAAGUCUUUGUACAGACAACAAACACGUUUCUGCAGCCGCUCUUGUUAGUCUCUUGAUUCAUAAGGACGUAAGCACACUUGACAUCAACUGCAUCAAGAUGUGACAUGUUUUAUAAGAAAAAGAAAAAAAAACAUUUAAAAUGAAUAAACCCCCCCCCAAACAAUAUUUUUAGGUAUUUUCACAAACUGGCUUUUAAAUAAAUUUGCUUCCAUAUUGGUUGGCUAAGACCAACCAUGAAACUGAAGCGGAAGUGAUUUAACAAGGCUUUAGGUGUCUGUUUCCACAUUUUCCAAAGCCAAAUAUGUAGAUGCUAAGGAAGGAAAACAAAGAAGAGAUUCAAAUCUUGUAAUUUAAUAUUGUUAUUAAAACUUUAAUGUAUCCUAUUCUUUAACAUUUGGUGUUAAUAUAAAACAAUUACUUGGCAAUGCUUGACAUUUGAAAUAAACAUUUUCUAUUGUUUUAAUUGCAAGUAGUCCAAUUAAUUUUACUUAUCUACAGUUUGGUCAUCAAUGAAGUGAGUCUGCAGACACUCAUACGUUGCUAGGUCUUCAGAGAAAGGUGUCCCUUCGAGAAGGCCAGGUUUUCCACUGUCAAUUAGCCUCAAAAUAAUAAUUAAAUCUGUUUUUGACCUGUCUGACGAUAAAUGCAGUGAUACAUGCUAAUACAUGAGCAUGUCUCUAUGUAGCUAUAUGCUAGUGGAUUUUAAAAGCUAAUAUUGAAACGUAAUGGAAUAUGUGAGGUUUCCAAGCAUUUGCGUUUGCAGAGAAGCAUUAGCUGUAACUGAAGUCAAAAUAGUUUGACGGCAGCCUAUUCAAUGAUUGCUCAGAUGUCAAAUUUAAGAAGCUAAAUCUGCUUUUCGUUUUUGAAAUCAUAAGAAGCCUCACAGACCUUAUAUAUUCUGAAUAUUUUAAGCACUUUGGGAUCACCCAUAAUUGGGUUGCUUCCCUUUGCCACCAUCAAUAAACACGGCCCUAAUAUACACUAUCCGUAUUCACUCCUCAGGUGGAAUAAUAUGUUCAGUGUGGAGAGAGAGAAACCCACCUUUACGUCACUUUUGACUGAAGAGUUUAUAUUUCUCUAGCCAAAAAUUUUAAAAGAGUAAUCUUUCUUUCCACAAAAGAUCUCUAAUUAUUGUUAGUGCCCUCCCUAAUAAAAUGAAUGUAAGAUAGCAAAGAAUUAUUGAAGUCCAAGAGUUAUUUUAAGCCUUCUUAGUCUUGCUAUUUCCGCAAGCAAGUCCCUGGUGUAGCAUUUGGUAUUUUACUAAGAGCAAUUGAAGUACUCUAUUUUAUCUUAUAGAAUGGAAAGAGAAAUGUAGGAGUUAACAGCAACUGCUUGCACUAAAGAUGGUGGAAGAUUAUAUCAGGAUAUUCUUUCUAAAUUUAAUUGUCCCUAAGACCAUAAAUUUCAAGAUAAAUCAGCAUAAUUUCAGUGCAUUUCUCCUCAUCAGGAAUGUUGGAGGUGCACUUUUAAUUUCAAUGAUAAAUGUCAGAAUGACCAAAUUGCAGACUAAUUUUUCCUUAUUGAACUUACAAUGAGUUUUUAAAAACAAAGCAAAAGAGAUGAUUAUAUCAAAGUUAUUCAUUGUACCUCUGGGCCUACUCUUCUAAAAAUUGUAGCUUAUAAAUUUACUCUGUCAAGCUCAAAUUAAUGUAAAUAACUGAAAUAAUGUAAAGUUAUAUUUUCAUGUUUUUAUAGAUACAACAUGACAAGAAAACAUAAUGUAAAAGUAUUUCAGCUAUGGAUAAUGUUGAUUGGACAAUGCACAUCUCAGUUACAAGCAGUACUCAUAGUUUAAUAUCCAUGUAACGGUGCAUCAAUAUAUUGCUAUAUAAACGUAUGUGUGCAUAUAAGUGAAAAGUGAACAAGUAAGAAUGAUGACAGCUGUCUAAAGGUUUUUUUAUUCAUUUUAUAUAAAAUCUGUUAUGAAAAUAUCAAAAUGUUUAUGAAAUAUUCUUAUGUAAAUUUACAACGGUCAUUUACUGUACUUUUUGUUUACAGUAGUAGUAUAGUACCUCAUUUUCUGCUGUGUUAAGUGGGUGUCAAUAUCCAAGGAGACAUACACUUUCUACAACUUCUAUUGAAAAUAUUGGGAUUUCCAAUUUUUCCAUGUGUACUGUGUCAGAAAAUGCUUUUGAUUUUAUUUUUAAAUCUAAUACUGGAUGGAAUUUUUGGAGUGUUGUAAAAACUUCAAUCGUACAUAAAACAUGUUCUUACAAAA